Danio aesculapii is the source of this 3439-nucleotide messenger RNA. It is a transcript of the gene slc29a1b, whose product is annotated as solute carrier family 29 member 1b. Gene Ontology annotation, biological process: nucleoside transmembrane transport; uridine transmembrane transport. NCBI's taxonomy places the organism in Eukaryota, Metazoa, Chordata, Actinopteri, Cypriniformes, Danionidae. Gene Ontology annotation, cellular component: plasma membrane. Gene Ontology annotation, molecular function: nucleoside transmembrane transporter activity. The coding region runs from base 402 to 1709 and encodes 435 amino acids. The transcript is spliced from 13 exons. The record is from RefSeq and is a predicted model, not a curated record.
GUUUUUUUAAUGCAUUAUGUGUGUUGCUGUGUGAUACUUACCUGAUGUUUUUAGCUAAUAAUAAUGUUUUUACUGCAGUUCAGCAAGUUAAAACCGUUUCUCCAGUCUGUUCACUGUAAACCACACAGAUCAUGACUGCUUCGUUAUCACACAGACUGCUAAUAUUUGGUUUGCCAAAAAAAAUCUGACAUCAGCGUGACAGAAACAGGCAUGUACCUGCAUUAAAUAUUGCGUAAUAGUGAAUUGCACUUUUAAAGAGAGGAUUCUGUUUAGAGGAGCGACACGCUGAAGUCCAUUAAUAAAAGCUGGAAGAGCAACAAACAGGGAAAACAAGUUAAGAACAGUUCAGUUAAGGUGUCUGAAGAGUAAAAACCAGCGUGUGUGUUGUGUUUUUGGCAGACAUGGACCCUCAGGUGCCCAAAGACAAGUAUAAUGGCGUCUGGCUGAUUUUCUUCAUGCUGGGAUUGGGAACGCUGCUUCCCUGGAAUUUCUUCAUGACCGCCACCAUGUAUUUCACCAGUCGUCUUGCAGACCCUUUAACUGCAAUGAAUGCCUCAGUGAACGCCACAGAAGAAGAAUCACGCAGCGUCCUACAGGCCAAGUUUAAUAAUGUGAUGACUCUGUGUGCAAUGGUUCCUCUGCUGGUCUUUACCUGCCUCAACUCUAUCCUACACCAGAGGAUUCCUCAGAAGAUCCGCAUCGCAGGCAGUCUGACGCUGAUCCUGCUGGUGUUUUUACUGACGGCCAUCUUGGUGAAAAUACAUUUAGAGCCGCUGCCGUUCUUCAUCGUCACCAUGGUUAAAAUCAUCUUCAUUAACUCGUUUGGAGCGGUUCUUCAGGGAAGUCUGUUUGGUAUGGCUGGUCUUUUACCGGCUUCAUACACGACGCCCAUCAUGAGUGGACAGGGACUCGCUGGAACAUUUGCCGCUUUCUCCAUGAUCUGCGCCAUUGCCAGUGGUUCUGAGAUGCAUGACAGUGCGUUUGGAUAUUUCAUCACAGCAUGUGCCGUUAUUUCCCUGGCUAUAGCUUCAUAUGUUGUCCUUCCCAAGCUGGCGUUUUUUCAGUACUAUCAGGAGAGUCAGCAGAAUAAACCUGUCGAGGAUGAAGAGAACAAGAUGGAUCUGUUAAAGAAAGAUCAGAGACUGCAGAGCGCUGGAGACGACGACAGAAAGUCACCAUCCAUACCGGCUAUCUUUAAGAAGAUCUGGGUUAUGGCUCUGUCGGUGUGUUUUGCCUUCACCAUCACCAUCGGCACGUUUCCUGCGGUCACUGUGGACGUCAAAUCUACAAUUGCUGAUGGAGGAGCGUGGGAGAAGUAUUUCAUCCCAGUGUCUUGUUUCCUCUUCUUCAAUGUGUUUGACUGGGCUGGACGCAGUCUGACCGCAGUGUGCAUGUGGCCUGGUAAAGACAGUAAGCUGCUGCCAGCUCUGUUGUUGGCACGUGUGGUUUUCGUGCCGCUCUUCAUGUUGUGUAAUGUUCAGCCUCGCUAUAAUCUGCCCGUCUUCUUCACACACGAUGGCUGGUUCAUCGCCUUCAUGAUCCUCUUUGCUUUCUCCAAUGGAUAUCUGGCCAGUCUGUGCAUGUGCUUCGGCCCAAAGAAAGUGGACCCGAAUGAAGCAGAAACAGCAGGAGCCAUCAUGGCCUUCUUUCUGUCUCUCGGUCUGGCUCUCGGAGCGUCUCUAUCCUUUCUGUUCAGAGGACUCGUCUGAUUCAAACACAGCACAGUGCUGAAGACAAGAAACCAGAUCCGAGCAGAAAACCCAGAUUCAGAGCAGAAAAACCCAGAUCCAGAGCAGAAACCCAGAUUCAGAGCAGAAAAACCCAGAUCCAGAGCAGAAACCCAGAUUCGAAGCAGAAAACCAGAUCCAGAGCAGAAACCCAGAUUCAGAGCAGAAAACCAGAUCCAGAGCAGAAACCCAGAUUCAGAGCAGAAAAACCCAGAUCCAGAGCAGAAACCCAGAUUCGAAGCAGAAAACCAGAUCCAGAGCAGAAACCCAGAUUCAGAGCAGAAAAACCCAGAUCCAGAGCAGAAACCCAGAUUCAAAGCAGAAAACCCAGAUCCAGAGCAGAAACCCAGAUUCGAAGCAGAAAACCAGAUCCAGAGCAGAAACCCAGAUUCGAAGCAGAAAACCCAGAUCCAGAGCAGAAACCCAGAUUCGAAGCAGAAAACCAGAUCCAGAGCAGAAACCCAGAUUCGAAGCAGAAAACCCAGAUCCAGAGCAGAAACCCAGAUUCAGAGAAGAAACUCAGAUCCAAGCAGAAACCCAGAUCAAGACCAUAAACCAGAUCCAAAGCAGAAAACUCAGAUCCAGAGCAAAAAAUCCAGAUCCACAGCAGAACACCCUGAUCCAGAGCAAAAACCCAGAUUCAGAGCAGAAAACCCAGAUCCAGAGCAAAAAAUCCAGAUCCACAGCAGAACACCCAGAUCCAGAGCAAAAACCCUGAUUCAGAGCAAAAAACCCAGAUCCAGAGCAAAAAAAAAAAAAGAGAUUCAGAGAAGAAACUCAGAUCCAAACAGAAACCCAGAUCCAGGCAGUAGCCCCAGAUCAAGACCAGAAACCAGAUCCAAAUCAGAAACCCAUAUCCAGGGCAGAAACCCAGAUCCAGAGAAGUAAACAAGACCCAGAUCAGGUACCAGAUCCAAAAAAGAAAACCAGGUCCAGAGAAGAAACCAAGACCCAGAGCAGAAACCAGAUUCAGACCCAGAAAGCCAAAAACAGAGCAGAAACCAGAUUCAGAGCAGAAACUCAGAUCUAGAUCAUAGACCCAGGUCCAGAGCAGAAACUCAGAUCCAGAGCAAAAACCAAACCUGGAAACCAAAUCCAGAUCAGAAACCCAGAUCCAGAGCAGAAGCCAGAUCCAGGUCAAAAACUCAGAUCCAGAGCAGAAAUCAGAUCUAGAGCAGAAACCCAGAUCCAAAACAGAAACCCAGAUCCAGAGCAAAAAUAAGACCCAGAGCAGACGCCAGAUCUAGAUCAGAAACCCAGAUCCAGAGCAAAAACCAGAUCUAGAUCAGAAACCCAGAUCCAGAGCAGAAACCAGAUCUAGAUCAGAAACCCAGAUCCAGAGCAGAAACCAGAUCCAGAUCAGAAACUCAGAUCCAGAUCAGAAACUCAGAUCCAGAGCAGAAACCCAGAUCUAGAGCAGAAACCCAGAUCCAGAACAGAAAACCAGAUCCUGACCAAAAUAAGACCCAGAGCAGAAGCCAGAUCCAGAUCAGAAACCCAGAUCCAGAGCAGAAACCAGAUCUAGAUCCGAAACCCAGAUCCAGAGCAGAAACUCAGAUCCAGAGCAGAAACCAGACCUGGAAACCGGAUCUAGAGCAGAAACCCAGAUCCAGAACAGAAACCCAGAUCCAGAGCAGAAACCAGAUUUAGAUCAGAAACCCAGAUCCAGAGCAGAAACCAGAUUUAGAUCAGAAACCCAGAUCCAGAAACCA